Corylus avellana is the source of this 2029-nucleotide messenger RNA. Its product is annotated as Nucleotidyltransferase family protein. Lineage: Eukaryota; Viridiplantae; Streptophyta; Magnoliopsida; Fagales; Betulaceae. Gene Ontology annotation, biological process: polyadenylation-dependent ncRNA catabolic process; RNA 3'-end processing. Gene Ontology annotation, cellular component: nucleolus; TRAMP complex. The record is from RefSeq and is a predicted model, not a curated record. Gene Ontology annotation, molecular function: poly(A) RNA polymerase activity; mRNA binding.
ACCCUAAUUUCGGUGGAAACUCACUCUCACUCCCCAGAUUGCUUCCAAUGGAAGAGGAGAACGCCAAAACCGUUCUCUACGAAACCCUAUGUCCCCUCUCUCUCUCCACCUCCGGCCAAUCCCCAGCAUCCGAUCAACUCAAGCCCUACUCCGUAUACCGCAAUGAGAUCUCUCUCGCCGUUCUCAAACCCGACUCCCAUGAGACUGCCGCACCCGAUUUCUUCUCUCUCGAGGUGGGCGGCGAGGACUCCGAGCAAAUUGCGGCUGCGCCGGAGCCGGAGCCGAAGACUCCGGCUCGCGAAGCCGCGACGCCGACGCUCGAGAGAGGGUGGUUCCGUGGGAAUUGUAGGUUCAAAAGCCCUAUGCUUCAGCUCCAUAAAGAGAUCGUGGAUUUUUGCAACUUUCUAUCUCCAACUCCAGAAGAGCAAGCUGGUCGUAAUACAGCAGUAGAAUGUGUCUUUGAUGUUAUCAAACAUAUUUGGCCCCACUGCAAGGUAGAAGUUUUUGGAUCAUUCAAGACAGGGCUCUAUCUUCCAACUAGUGAUAUUGAUGUUGUGAUUCUGGGGUCAGGUCUUGAAAACCCACAAAAAGGUUUGGUGGCUCUUUCUAGGGCAUUGUCACGGAGGGGCAUGGCAAGAAACAUACAGGUGAUUGGGAAGGCUCGUGUACCAAUUAUCAAAUUUGUUGAAAAGAGAAGUGGCACUGCAUUUGAUAUAAGUUUUGAUGCGCAAAAUGGACCCAAAGCUGCUGAGUUUAUUCAGGAUGCAGUGUCAAAGUGGCCUCCAUUAAGGCCAUUGUGUUUGAUAUUGAAAGUAUUUUUACAACAAAGGGAACUGAAUGAGGUAUAUUCUGGUGGAAUAGGUUCUUAUGCGCUCCUUACUAUGCUCAUGGCAAUGUUGCAGAGUGUCCUUGACUGCCAAGCAUCUCCAGAACAAAACUUGGGAGUCCUUUUGGUAAACUUUUUUGAUUUCUAUGGACGCAAAUUGAACACUUCAGAUGUUGGUGUAUCUUGUAAAGGGGCAGGCACCUUUUUCUUGAAGAGUAACAAAGGGUUUGCAAAUAAAGGACGGCCAUUUCUUAUCUCAAUUGAGGACCCACAGGCACCUGAGAAUGACAUUGGGAAGAACUCCUUCAACUAUUUCCAGAUUAGAUCAGCUUUUGCAAUGGCUUUCAGAACAUUGACAAAUCCUAAGAUAAUAAUGGACCUGGGCCCCAGCCGAAGCAUUCUCGGUACAAUAAUUAGACCAGACCCUGUGUUGCUGGAGCGCAAAGGAGGGUCUAAUGGAGAGGUGACCUUUAACAGCCUGCUUCCUGGAGCUGGUGAGCCAUUACAUCAGUCUGGAGAUCAGCAGGGGAUUUUGUGCAAUUGGCAAGUAGAUGAAGAAGAGCUGCUGCCCCGGGGAAAUGGUAUGGUUGGAGAAAGUUCACAUUCCUCAGGAAAGAAAAGGAAAGCUUCUUCGAAAGAGAAGUCUGGUAAGAAGGUGAAAAAUAAAAAUAAUCAGGAGGCAGGGAAGGUCAGACAAGAAGAAAAUGGCUCAAAGGGAGAGAAGGGGACGAAGAAGAAACAUGGGAGGUUUAACCGUGAUGCCAAUGGUUUUGGUAGGCAUAAUCGUGCUACCGUUGGAUUUGGUAGGUAUAACCAUGAUGCCAAUGGUUAUGGCCAUUAUGGAGGUGAGUCUUCAUGGACUAGAUAGAAUCUCUCCAUGCUUUAUCCUUGGAAGUUCCUGCAAGAUCCGGUUUCUCAUCCAUGGCAAGUGGGUUUUCUACCUGCAUUUCGAUGCUCUACUCUCUGUAUCAUUCAUUUAUGAUGAGCUGUGAUUGUCAAAAAGUUGACAAUCACAGCUCUGGAAAUUGAGAUGAACAGUCUCCAAGUGUCAUGGCUACAUUUAAUGUAACAUGUGAUGUUAAAUUAUUAUUCUCUUUCAUGCAAUUUUGUUUUCUGUUUUUUUGUUUUUGUUUUUUGUUUUUUUAAUGCGACUGUGUAAUGGAGGAAGAGUUUUAAUCAAAUUAUUAUUCUUAUGAAUUCCCA